AUGGCGGACAAACCUUCGCCGCUGUUUGCGAAGCUAUUUGCCGCCGGUUUUUACGGUCUGAGCUCGUUCCUGAUCGUCGUGGUGAACAAAAGUGUCCUGACGAACUACAGGUUUCCCUCAUCAAUAUGUGUCGGACUAGGACAAAUGCUGGCCACAGUGAUUGUGCUGUGGGUGGGCAAGGCUGCGAGGGUGAUCACCUUCCCAGAUUUUGAUGAGAGCACGCCUCACAAGACGUUUCCUCUACCUCUCCUUUACGUGGGAAAUCAAAUCACUGGCCUGUUUGGCACUAAAAAGCUGAAUCUGCCCAUGUUUACAGUCCUCAGGAGAUUCUCCAUCCUAUUCACCAUGCUGGCAGAGGGAUUUCUGCUCAAGAAGAAAUUCUCCCGGCCAGUCCAGAUGACAGUGUUUACAAUGAUCCUCGGGGCGUUUAUUGCAGCCAGUGCCGAUUUGUCCUUUGACCCACAAGGCUACGUCUUCAUUCUUAUGAACGAUAUUCUGACCGCUGCCAAUGGAGCGUACGUGAAGCAAAAAUUAGAUGCAAAGGAGUUGGGGAAAUAUGGAUUAUUAUUCUAUAAUGCAUCGUUUAUGAUCAUCCCCACACUGCUGUUGGCUCACGUCACUGGAGAUAUUCAGAAGGCAGCAGAGUUUGAUGACUGGUCCGAUGUGUUUUUCCUCUCCCAGUUUGUCCUGUCCUGUGUCAUGGGGUUUAUUCUGAUGUAUUCCACUGUACUGUGUACACAGUACAACUCUGCGUUGACGACUACCAUUGUGGGCUGCAUCAAGAAUGUUCUGGUGACAUACAUUGGGAUGGUGUUUGGUGGAGACUACAUUUUCUCUUGGACAAACUUUAUAGGUUUGAAUAUCAGUAUUGCUGGCAGCCUGGUGUACUCGUACAUCACUCUGACGGAGGAGCAGUCCAACAAACCAAGCGACAACAAGCUGGACAUCAAGGGGAAGGUGGUUGUGUGACAAACACACUGGACUGUUGUGCGUUUCUUUCAUGAUCAUGAACGGGAAGACUGUUUUAGUACAACUUUUAUUUAUGAAUCAUUUGUCCGCAGGUUCCUGGAAAUAUUGUGUGUGAUGUUCUAAAAGCUUUUCUGUGGAAAAGCAUCGUUAACGUUUCAGUCCUGCUGCUGCCAUGGUUAUGAAACACUCCGAGGGACUUUAGGAUGACUUUUAUAUGUAGUUUUUUUAUGCUGUAAAGGCUUAUUGAGGACAAGGGAACAUAAAUAAUAUUUAUAUUUAGGCAUUUCUUGGUUUUCAGACAAACUAAAUAUUUCAGGGUUUGAACAUUUCAUAGGUCAACGUUGGGAAAGCGUGUCGUUUCUAGAGUGAACAGCUGGAUUUAACAGCUGGAGCGUGUGCGUAGUGAUGUGUCACUGGGAUGUGAGGAGUUGUUUUCAAAGCUCACUUGUGCUGCCUUCUGUCUGUUGUGCUGUUUCCAAGACGUGUGACUCUGAGCUGCACUGACAUUUUCUACUGUUGUCCGUAAGCUCGCGCCUGUUUUAUGCUAAAGCUGUUAGCUUGUUACAAACCA
Molecule: messenger RNA, 1540 nt
Organism: Nematolebias whitei (Rio pearlfish)
Lineage: Eukaryota; Metazoa; Chordata; Actinopteri; Cyprinodontiformes; Rivulidae
Product: UDP-N-acetylglucosamine/UDP-glucose/GDP-mannose transporter
Exons: 12
Coding region: 1-969 (322 amino acids)
Cellular component (GO): Golgi apparatus
Molecular function (GO): antiporter activity; GDP-fucose transmembrane transporter activity
Source: RefSeq, a predicted model, not a curated record